AUGAGGGGAAUUCGCCCGACAGAGCUCCCAGAAGACUUCUGGAUUCCCAUCCCUCUGGACACCGAUAACAUCACAUCCCUCAGCCCUUUUCUGGUUCCCCAAGAUCACUUAGGGAGCCUGGGGAUCUUUUAUUCCUUGUCAGCAUUUAUGUUCUUCCUUUUUACGACCGGCACAACCAUUAAUACCCUCACUAUUGCAUGCACUGUUAAAUAUAAGAAGCUCCGGUCUCAUCUGAACUACAUCCUGGUGAACUUGGCAGUGGCAAACCUCCUCGUCGCCUCUGUGGGCUCCUUCACCUGCUUCUACUGCUUUGCCUUCAGAUACAUGAUCCUUGGUCCACUGGGGUGCAAGAUUGAAGGAUUUACAGCAACUGUUGGUGGUAUGGUGAGCCUGUGGUCUCUUGCUGUGGUAGCAUUUGAAAGAUGGCUGGUCAUCUGCAAGCCACUCGGGAACUUUGCCUUCAAGCCUUCCCAUGCCAUAGCUUGCUGCGCAAUGACUUGGGUCUUUGCUUUGAUGGCUGCAGUUCCUCCUCUGGUCGGAUGGAGUAGGUACAUCCCAGAGGGCAUGCAGUGCUCCUGUGGACCGGACUGGUACACAACGAACAACAAAUACAACAACGAAUCCUAUGUGAUGUUCCUCUUCUGCUUCUGCUUUGCCGUACCUUUCUGCACCAUCGUUUUCUGCUACUCACAGCUGCUUCUCAUGCUGAAAUCGGCAGCGAAGGCCCAAGCAGAGUCUGCCUCCACCCAGAAGGCAGAGCGCGAGGUGACCAGGAUGGUGGUCGUCAUGGUGUUGGGCUUCCUGGUGUGCUGGAUGCCUUACGCCUCCUUUGCUCUUUGGGUGAUCAACAAUCGUGGGAAUCCAUUCGACCUUAGACUGGCGACCAUACCCUCCUGUCUGUCCAAAGCCUCCACAGUCUACAACCCUGUUAUCUACAUCCUCCUCAAUAAACAGUUCCGCUCAUCUUUGAGGAAGAUGCUGGGCAUGAGUGAAGAAGAUGAUGAGGACUCAUCCACAAGUCAAUCAGUCACUGAAGUCUCGAAAGUCGGACCUUCUUAG
This is a messenger RNA of Anoplopoma fimbria (sablefish), 1059 nucleotides long. Its product is annotated as blue-sensitive opsin-like. The record is from RefSeq and is a predicted model, not a curated record. The transcript has 5 exons. Lineage: Eukaryota; Metazoa; Chordata; Actinopteri; Perciformes; Anoplopomatidae. Gene Ontology annotation, cellular component: membrane; photoreceptor outer segment. The coding region runs from base 1 to 1059 and encodes 352 amino acids. Gene Ontology annotation, biological process: phototransduction; visual perception; G protein-coupled receptor signaling pathway. Gene Ontology annotation, molecular function: G protein-coupled receptor activity.